AUGCCGGCCACCUGUAAUGCAAUGCAUACAACUGGGCCGGGUGACUACUGGCCAUACCCCUUUGAUAUGAACGAUGCUGUGAAACUUAGCCUCAUGUCAUCCUCAUCCUAUACGUUGAAUUUCUUCCCCCUGGGCCGUGACAUCCACUGUACACCGCAGCGCUUGGUAGCGUCUAUUUUAGUACGGAUGUUCCACGUAAGGUCACUUAAGUGGCCCCCUCUUACAUCCCCGUCCAAUCAAGAAAUUUCCCUCGUUCGGACUGUUACCAUUCAAGAUUAA
Molecule: messenger RNA, 279 nt
Organism: Nannizzia gypsea CBS 118893
Lineage: Eukaryota; Fungi; Ascomycota; Eurotiomycetes; Onygenales; Arthrodermataceae
Exons: 2
Coding region: 1-279 (92 amino acids)
Source: RefSeq, a predicted model, not a curated record